UCUCACUCUUUUUUUCUGGCUCGUCGCCGUUUUCCCUUUCCGGUUUAUUUGCCUUUUUCUUCCCUCUGAAGUUAGUUUUAUUUUCUAUCUUUGUCAUGUCAACGGCGGCCGAGAUGGAGCCAUUGACGUCGGGAGCAAGCAAUCGCAUUAUCCCGAUCCUGAGAACCCUCAGGGCGCCGCUGAUUUUCCUCCAAUCUUUAAUUCUGUAUCUCGUUCUGUUCCUCUUUCCUCUGCGCCGCCGCCGCCGCUCUCGACAGAUAAUUCCGGAGGCGGCUACUUCACCUCAGUCGCCGAUGAAAAAUUUUAGGCGAAGGUCGGUUUGGAGGCGUGAUGAGGAGGAUACUUUGAGAAGGAGAGCUCUAGCUGAGGAUUUGGAUAUGGGGUUCGAAACCGGGGACGGGGAAAUCCGAUGCCGUUGGAGCACCUCUCUCUUCUUUGGCGUUCGAAGGAAUGCUUUAUUUUGCCGGUCGUGGUUUCCUGUUACCGGCGAAUUGAAGGGUAUUUUGAUUAUCAUACAUGGGUUGAAUGAGCACAGUGGAAGGUAUGCUCAAUUUGCAAGGCAACUAAACUCAUGUAACUUUGGUGUAUAUGCCAUGGAUUGGAUAGGUCACGGUGGAAGUGAUGGAUUGCAUGGAUAUGUACCUUCACUUGACCACGUUGUCGCUGAUACUGGGGCGUUUUUGGAAAAGAUCAGAUCAGAAAAUCCAGAUGUACCUUGUUUUCUUUUUGGCCACUCUACUGGUGGAGCUGUGGUUUUAAAGGCUGCUACCUAUCCUCAUAUUGAAGAAAUGCUUGAGGGAAUUGUGCUAACAUCACCUGCUUUGCGUGUUAAGCCAGUACAUCCUAUUGUUGGGGCUGUGGCUCCCAUUUUUUCUCUGGUUGUUCCCCGGUUCCAGUUUAAAGGUGCAAACAGGAGGGGAAUUCCAGUUUCAAGGGAUCCAGUGGCAAUGUUAGCCAAGUACUCAGAUCCAUUGGUCUAUACAGGACCCAUAAGGGUCCGAACAGGGCAUGAGAUAUUACGAAUUUCAUCAUACUUAAUGCGGAAUUUUAAGUCUGUGACAGUCCCUUUCCUUGUUCUCCAUGGAACUGCAGACAAAGUCACAGAUCCACUAGCCUCCCAGGAUCUCUACAAUGAGGCAGCCUCUAAGUUCAAGGACAUAAAGCUCUACGAAGGCUUCCUGCACGACCUCCUCUUUGAGCCAGAAAGAGAAGAGAUUGCUCAGGACAUAAUUGACUGGAUGGAGAAGAGGUUAGGUGCCAGAGCUGAAAACUCAAAUGCUCUAUGAUAAAUUGGCUUCAGGACAGAUCAAAUGUUUUUCAUUUAGGUCAAUUUCACUGAUUUGGAAGGGCGUACUGAAGUGUGUUUUUUUCAUCUUGGGAGCUCAAUUCAUCCCACAUGUAAGUUUAGGGAGAGGGCUUUUCAGUGAAAUUUGUAAAUAUGAAUUGACACCAGAGAUGUGAAAUGGCUGUGUUCAAAAUAUCAUCCUUUUUGUCAUUUUGCUGAAUAAGAUUUAUUUUCUGUG
This is a messenger RNA of Rubroshorea leprosula, 1523 nucleotides long. The record is from the annotation of a GenBank genome assembly. NCBI's taxonomy places the organism in Eukaryota, Viridiplantae, Streptophyta, Magnoliopsida, Malvales, Dipterocarpaceae.